AUGAUGAGCCCAGUUAGAUCAAGAGAGAAUAGAAAACAUUCUCAAGCUAAUAGAUCAUUAAAUUUCAGUCUUCCUAAAAGAGCUUCAUCAUAAAUCAAAAACAGAAUCCAUCAUUUACCAAGCAUCUCAAAUAAUUCGACUUGCUGCAGUAAUUCGAAUACAUCUAGUCCUCCGUAAAGCUGCUCGAAAUUAGAGGAUGAUUAAAUUGAUAUGUCUCCUGUUUCCCAAAAUACAUUCUAAGAUCCCUUGAAUUACUUUGCUUAUGAGGACUUCAAUUCGAUUCUCCCUGUCACUAUUAAUGGUGUCAAGAUUUUAAAAGUUGAUUGGAGUUACUUUUCAGCACCUCCAAACAUUUUAUCGCGUUGGAAAGCACAUUGCUUUUGGACAGUUGGAUACACGUUUGACAUUAAUAUGAGAAAAAUGAAAAAAUCAUAGAAUAUCAAAUAUAGAUUAGUCAUCCAGAGUUGGUGUUGUCUCAAUAAUAAGUCUUGGGUAAAAAAUAAAUGGGAUAGAUUGUUGGAACAUGAAACUGGCCAUUAUUUGAUUGGAUGUCUUUGUGCCUUAGAAUUCAAAUAAAAAGCUGAUAAAUUCAAGUAUACUAAGAAUUACAGGAUGGAAUGUACUAAACUAUUCUAAGACACAUUUUAAUUCUAUCUUUAGAUGGAAAAACAGUAUGAUGAAGAAACCAAUCAUAGUUAAAACGUAUCCAAGUAAAAGGAAUGGAAUUAAUUCAUCAAGUCUGAACUUCUAAGAUAUUGAUCAUUUAUUAAUAAUCUAUCUCAUUAAU
Messenger RNA from Paramecium tetraurelia, 787 nucleotides. RefSeq lists its product as uncharacterized. The transcript has 4 exons. The record is from RefSeq and is a predicted model, not a curated record. Lineage: Eukaryota; Ciliophora; Oligohymenophorea; Peniculida; Parameciidae.